Molecule: messenger RNA, 1266 nt
Organism: Eurytemora carolleeae
Lineage: Eukaryota; Metazoa; Arthropoda; Copepoda; Calanoida; Temoridae
Product: phosphatidylinositol-glycan-specific phospholipase D
Exons: 8
Coding region: 742-1266 (174 amino acids)
Cellular component (GO): extracellular matrix
Molecular function (GO): GPI anchor phospholipase D activity
Source: RefSeq, a predicted model, not a curated record
GCAGAAAGAUAACAUGUCAGGAGAGCUAGAUACUUAUGGAUUUCUACAGCAGAAAGAUAACAUGCCAGGAGAGCUAGAUACUCAUGGAUUUCUAAAGCAGAAAGAUAACAUGUCAGGAGAGCUAGAUACUCGUGGAUUUCUACAGCAGAAAGAUAACAUGUCAGGAGGUCUAGACGCUGAUGAAUUUCUAGCGCAAUAAGAUAACACAUCAGGAGGACUAGAUGCUCAUGGCUUUCUACUGGAUCCGGAUCCAAAUUGGAAAAUAUCAACCAAAAGCUGUAAAAAAAAUUUUUCUUUCAAAACCCAAAUCUAACUUUUAAAAAAGAGAAAAUAUUUUAAACAAAUUUUAUCCCUGAAGGCUCAUCGAGUUUUCGCAUGAAAAUAAGCGAAAAGUAAUUUAAUUCAAUUCUUCUAUUUAAAAAAUCAGUUGUUCUUAAAAAAAUGUUAAUUACCUGGAUCCAUUUAUCAGGGCGCAUCCAGGACAUCAAAAUUAAAUGGAUCAUAAGCACUGCGGUACUAGCCUCAUCACAAAUACAUCAUUAUAGUUACCUUACUACUAGCUCUUCAUCAUAUCAGGUUCAUGGAUUAUGAAUUUGAAGGUUCUUACCUAACUCCGUAUCUACAACAUAUCUUAUCUGAAAAAGAUGCGUAAAAUAUAGCUGCCGAGUUGUUUGUUGUUUACAGGUUAAAGAUAAGAAUUGAACUUGAAGAUUAGUUUUCAACUCUUCGUAACCUGUGAAUAUGCUGUUCCUUGGGAUACUCCUCGUUUAUAUUAGUUUAGUUGAUGGAUGUGGUAUUUCUACUCAUACAGAGAUAGUCUGGAGAGCAUUAGAUAAACUUAGAUCAGUGCAGUACAAAUACAACCAUACAAGGACAAUAGUAGAUAUUUUGGAGAGAAACCCGGAUGCACUCCAGGCUGGGGGACCAUUUCCGGAUGCAUUCUACAACUCACUCUGCUACCAGGGAAGGUAUCACAGUGAGAGCGAGGACACCCAUUGGGGUUUAUUUCUCCAGGUGUCUCUUGAGUACAUUCGGACUGAGUACCCGUCCCUGGACCAACGUUCAGAGAAGAUUAUAGCUUUCCUCUUUGGUAUUAUCAGCCAUCAGGUUGCUGAUAUAACGUGGCACAGUUUACAAGGACUGAAGCAGGGAUUUAUUCCUGCAUUAGCCGCCCUUAAUUUCAGAGGUGAUUUCAACGCUGCGCAUGAUUUUGCAGAUGUAGCUGGAGAUAUGAUUGGAGUGUAUGAAUGGAAUGUACAGUUGUAG